GUGUCAAGGUCCUAUAAGGUUAUUCUUAUGCGUUUGCAACUACAGGUGCAUUAUCGAAAAAGGCAGUCCAACUAAAACAUUUCAGGUGCAGAAGCGUUUAGACUGGGAUUUUAUGUAUCAUCCACAUGGUUCAAUAGCUUGUCGGCAUUAUAAACGGUCACAUUAGCCUAUAACCUUCUUUUGACUCUAAAAAAAACACGAAACAGUCUUUUGUAACUGCAGCUUCCCUUGACUUCAAUGAAUAAUAAAAAGUCACAUGAUGUUAAUAUCAUUCCUAAAUCGGAUAUUCGUCAAUUGAUUAGAGUUGCAAAACCACAAGCUCAACGUACUAUUGAUCAUCCUCAUGCAAGAUAUAAUCAACUUGGUCGAAUAUCAUGUAUUUUAUGUGGUGUACAAAUCAAAUCAGAAUUUGCUUGGACUGCACAUAUAUUAAGCAAGUCUCAUAAACAAAAUGAAUUACGUGGAAUUCAAUUACCCAGUAAACGUCCUAAUACAGAAGCUAAACUAACUGAUGAAGUAGUUUGUAAAUUGUCAAAAGUUGAAGACAAGAUUAAGUCAGAUGAGGAAAAUUCGGAUGUUAACAGACAAAACAAAUUAUCAACUGUAAUUUCUGAUGAAAAGAUAUGUGAAAAAAAUCCUGCAGAGAAAAAAAUCGAAUCACAAUCUCAACUCCCAGAAGGUUUCUUUGAUGACCGAUAUAAAGACGCCAAGGUUCGAUGUGUUCCAUAUAAGGAUAAAAUGGCAGAAGAAUUGGAACUUUUUCAAAAAGAAAUGAAUGCUUUGGAAAAGCAUUCAGAAGAAAUCAUGGAAAAAGAAAGUGAAGCAUCAGUUUCUGAACGAAAUUUAGCUGAAAUAAAUGAACAAAUAAAGAAAUGGGAAAAAAUCAAACAAUUAGAAAAUGAAAAAGAUUUAUAUGAAAUGCGUUUAAAGAAAAAACUAACAGACAGUACAAAUCAAUCUGAAAAACUCGAGAAACAUAUUGACAUUAAGAUAAAAAAAGAAGAAUACUACACAGAAGAUGAUGGUGAAAGUGAUGAUAUUAAGAAUGAUGACGAUGAUGAUGAUGAUGAAGACAAUAUCUCCGAUGAAUUAAAUGAUUUUCGAACAAAAAAUACAGUUUAG
Molecule: messenger RNA, 1122 nt
Organism: Schistosoma turkestanicum
Lineage: Eukaryota; Metazoa; Platyhelminthes; Trematoda; Strigeidida; Schistosomatidae
Source: the annotation of a GenBank genome assembly